AUGGCCACAACUGCCUCAGAAACGCCGCUGGAGCCCUACCUGCGCGGCCCUACUAGCAAGAACACCAGGGGAGUCCUCCGCAUCAUCAUUCUUUGUACAAUAGCAGCUGCAGCGGUAUCAGCACGCCUUUUCAGUGUGAUUCGAUUCGAGAGUAUAAUACACGAGUUCGAUCCGUGGUUCAAUUUUAGGGCAACGAAACACUUAGUAGCCCAUGGCUUCUACUCGUUCUGGGACUGGUUUGACGACAAGACAUGGCAUCCACUGGGAAGAGUAACGGGAGGGACAUUGUACCCCGGCCUGAUGGUCACAUCUGGGGUCAUCUACCACAUCCUGAGGUUGCUGUCAUUGCCUGUCGACAUCCGGAACAUCUGUGUCCUCCUCGCUCCGGGCUUUUCAGGACUGACCGCAUACGCCAUGUACCUCCUCACCUCUGAGAUGUCCAGCUCGCCGUCUGCCGGCUUACUGGCGGCUGCCUUCAUGGCCAUCACUCCGGGCUACAUUUCGAGAUCGGUGGCAGGCAGCUACGACAAUGAGGCUAUCGCUAUCUUCCUGCUGGUAUUCACUUUCUUCCUCUGGAUCAAGGCUGUCAAGGUCGGCUCCAUCAUGUGGGGUGCUCUGGCUGCACUCUUCUACGGCUACAUGGUGUCAGCUUGGGGAGGCUAUGUUUUCAUCACGAAUCUCAUCCCACUGCACGUGUUCGUUCUCAUCCUCAUGGGCCGCUUCAGCUCCAGAGUCUACAUUGCAUACAAUACCUGGUACGCGUUGGGAACCUUGGCCAGUAUGCAGGUCCCCUUCGUCGGCUUUCUGCCCAUUCGCAGCUCGGACCACAUGGCCGCUCUGGGCAUUUUCGGACUUCUGCAACUCGUUGGAUUCUUUGACUUCCUGCGGAACCAGCUUCCUGGAAAGCAAUUCCAGACUCUACUAGUGGCACUCGGUGGCAGCAUUUUCGUCAUCGCUUUCGGAGGUCUGAUCCUUCUGACAGUUACCGGCACAAUUGCUCCGUGGUCCGGUCGAUUCUAUUCACUUUGGGAUACCGGCUAUGCCAAAAUCCACAUCCCUAUUAUCGCCUCCGUUUCCGAACAUCAGCCUACAGCUUGGCCAGCGUUCUUCUUCGACCUCAACUUCCUCAUCUGGCUAUUCCCAGCUGGUGUGUACAUGUGCUUCAGGAAUCUUCGGGAUGAGCAUGUCUUUGUCGUCAUCUAUGCGGUCCUCGCAUCUUACUUUGCGGGAGUCAUGGUCCGUCUCAUGCUCACUUUGUCACCCAUUGUCUGCUGCGCGUCUGCCUUGGCUCUGUCGCAUGUGCUGGACAGCUUCUUGCUUGCCAAGUCACCAGCAGCCCCCGCAGCAGAGACCAAUGGUUCGGCUAAACCGCCGUCGUCGAAUUCUUCGUUCGGCAUCAGCAAAUCCAUUCGUCAGCCGGUCGUCGGCAUCUAUAGUCUGAUUUCCAAGUCGACCAUCGCCUCACUCAUAACAGGCUUCCUCCUCGUGUUCGUGGCCCAUUGCACAUGGGUCACCUCCAACGCCUACUCAUCUCCUUCAGUCGUCCUAGCGUCGAGAAUGCCAGACGGCUCGCAGCAUAUCAUCGACGACUACCGAGAAGCAUACUACUGGCUCCGUCAAAACACACCGCCAGAUGCUAAGAUCAUGUCGUGGUGGGACUACGGCUACCAGAUCGGUGGCAUGGCUGAUCGUCCGACGCUCGUCGACAACAACACCUGGAAUAACACUCAUAUUGCCACGGUCGGCAAAGCAAUGAGCAGCCGCGAAGAGGUUUCAUACCCCAUUCUCCGCCAACACGACGUCGAUUAUGUUCUCAUAAUCUUCGGCGGUCUGCUCGGCUACAGCGGCGACGACAUCAACAAAUUUCUUUGGAUGGUCAGAAUUGCCGAGGGCAUCUGGCCAGAAGAAGUAAAGGAGCGUGACUUCUUCACCGCCAGAGGCGAAUAUCGCGUAGAUGAUGAAGCGACGCCCACAAUGAAGAAUUCCCUCAUGUACAAGAUGAGCUACCACAACUUUGCGAACCUUUUCCCGCCCGGACAAGCCCAGGAUCGCGUCAGAGGCUCGAAAGCGCCGAGUCAGAACCCAGAGCUGAACACUCUGGAGGAGGCUUUCACGUCCGAGAAUUGGAUCGUUCGAUUGUACAAAGUCAAGAAGCCCGACAAUGUUGGCCGAGAUCAUAGCGGCGCAGUUGCCUUCGAGAAGGGCCACAAAAAGAAGAGCAAGAAGGGUUUGAGAAAGUCACGCGUGGUGUUAAGGGAAGAGUAG
Cyphellophora attinorum is the source of this 2265-nucleotide messenger RNA. RefSeq names its product Dolichyl-diphosphooligosaccharide--protein glycosyltransferase subunit stt3. Gene Ontology annotation, molecular function: dolichyl-diphosphooligosaccharide-protein glycotransferase activity. The transcript has 5 exons. Gene Ontology annotation, cellular component: membrane. Gene Ontology annotation, biological process: post-translational protein modification. The record is from RefSeq and is a predicted model, not a curated record. Lineage: Eukaryota; Fungi; Ascomycota; Eurotiomycetes; Chaetothyriales; Cyphellophoraceae. Bases 1 to 2265 code for a protein of 754 amino acids.